AUGAAAAUGGCUCCGCAAAAUGCCGACUCGGAAUCUAUGCAAGUUCAAGACUUAGCUGUGCCCCCGCCGGACCUGCAGAAGCCCGGACGCGCGGACGCCCCCUAUGAGACCAUCAGCGAGGGGUCCAUAGACCGGAUCCCUGUGCGCCUGUGGGUGAUGCACGGCGCCGUGAUGUUCGGCCGGGAGUUCUGUUACGCCAUGGAGACGGCGCUGGUCACGCCCAUCCUGCUGCAGAUCGGCCUUCCGGAGCAGUACUACAGCCUCACGUGGUUCCUGAGCCCCAUCCUCGGCCUCAUCUUCACGCCCCUCAUCGGCUCCGCCAGCGACCGCUGCACCCUGCGCUGGGGCCGCCGGCGGCCCUUCAUCCUGGUCCUGUGCAUCGGCGUGCUCUUGGGCGUGGCGUUGUUCCUGAACGGCUCUGCCAUCGGUCUGUCCCUCGGUGACGUCCCCAGCCGGCAGCCCAUCGGCAUCGUCCUCACGGUGCUGGGGGUGGUCAUCCUGGAUUUCAGCGCCGACGCGACCGAGGGCCCCAUCCGUGCCUACCUGCUGGACGUGGUGGACAGUGAGGAGCAGGACAUGGCUCUCAACAUCCAUGCCUUCUCUGCCGGCCUCGGCGGGGCCGUGGGCUACGUGCUGGGGGGGCUGGACUGGACGCAGACCUUCCUGGGCGCCUGGUUCCGGACCCAGAGCCAGGUGCUCUUCUUCUUCGCGGCCGUCAUCUUCGUGGUGUCGGUGGCCCUGCACCUGUUCAGCAUCGAGGAGGAGCAGUACAGCCCCCCCCAGGAGCGCGCCGGGGAGGCGGCCGGCACUCCGCCCCCCGCCACCCACACCGCUGUGCUGGACGGCGGCGCCUUGUUCCCGGAGGAGGUGCAGUCUGAGCACAAGCUGUCGAUGGACUCCCUGGGCGUGGACAUGGUGCGGAGCAGGAGCGACUCUGUGCUGCACGUGCCGGACGCGGCCCUGGGCCUGGAGCCCGAGCUGCCCUUCCUGCCUGACAUCGAGCCCUCCAUCUUCUGCGACGGCUCCUGCCCCGGCACGCCCCGCAGCACCAGCCAGGAGCUCGCCUGGCCCAGGCCCUACCGCCUGGCCUCCGUGCUCAGGGAGCACGCCAGGGAGGACGAGACGCUGCUGGACAACCACCUGAACGAGGCCAGGGUCCCCAACGGGGACGGCUCUCCCCCGAAGGACGGCCUCGGGGGCCUCGCCAGGGUGGACGUGAAGCCCACGGCCACGUGCAGCUCCAUGCGGCGGCGGCGGCACACGUUCCACAGGCAGGCCUCCAGCACCUUCUCCUACUAUGGCAAGAUCGGCUCCAACUGCUACCGCUACCGGCGGGCCCGCGCCGUGCUGCUGAUCAAGCCGUCACGCAGCAUGAGCGAGCUGCACGACCUGCAGCUGCGGCAGCGGCAGCGGAGCCGCCGCCGGAACCAGAGCGGGGCCACCACCUCCAGCGGCGACACGGAGAGCGAGGAGGGCGAGGGCGAGACCACCGUGCGGCUGCUCUGGCUGUCGAUGCUCAAGAUGCCCAAGGAGCUGACGCGCCUGUGCGUCUGCCACCUGCUCACCUGGUUCUCCGUCAUCGCCGAGGCCGUCUUCUACACCGACUUCAUGGGCCAGGUCAUCUUCAAGGGGGACCCCAAGGCCCCCUCCAAUUCGACCGCCUGGCAGGCCUACAACGCCGGCGUGAAGAUGGGAUUCUGGGGCCUGGUCAUUUACGCGGCCACCGGAGCCAUCUGCUCAGCCCUGUUACAGAAGUUCCUGGACAGCUACGACCUGAGCAUCAGGGUCAUCUAUGUGCUGGGGACGCUGGGCUUCUCCGUCGGCACGGGCGUGAUGGCCAUGUUUGCCAACGUGUACGUCGCCAUGGUCAUGAUCAGCACCAUGGGCGUCGUCUCCAUGAGCAUCUCCUACUGCCCCUACGCCCUGCUCGGCCAGUACCACGACAUCAAGGAGUACGUCCACCACAGCCCCGGGAGCUCCCGGCGCGGCUUCGGGAUCGACUGCGCCAUCCUGUCCUGCCAAGUGUACAUCUCGCAGAUCCUGGUGGCGUCCGCCCUCGGGGGUGUGGUCGACACCGUCGGCACCGUGCGUGUCAUCCCCAUGGUGGCCUCCGUGGGCUCUUUCCUGGGCUUCCUGACGGCCACGUUCCUGGUCAUCUACCCAGACGUGUCAGACGAGGCCAAGGAAGAGCAGAGGGGCCUGUCUGCCCAGCCUUCGGGCGACAGCGGGGGGAGCGGCGGCGAGAAGCCCACCUUGCUGAGGCUGAGCAGGAAGGAGGCCCAGCCGCAGAAGGCGGAGACGGAGUCGAUGGUCUGAGCCUCACCCCUGCGCGCACCUUCCCGGGGGCGGCCGUUGCCUCGGUGGCCGCAGGAGCCAGGGUUCCUUCCCGACGCCGGCUGUGGUUGUAGGGGGAGGGGCGAGCCGCGACGCAGAAACCCCACACCAAUUAAUUACUUUGUCCACAAUUAAAAAAAAUCAUUUGAAAUCUUUUUUUUUUAAUUGAAAAAGAUCUUGUAAUUUCAACUCGUAUUCUGCAGGUAUAUUAUUCUGCAUGUUUUAAAAUUAUAAACCAGAUUUACCAUAGAGACAAGCAAUUUAGAGAAAAUAAGACUUUUCCUUUCUAAGGUUAUAACGGAAAACAGAAGCAUCUGCUGUCCUUUGCCGCCUGUUACCCACGCCCGCCGGAUGGCGGUGCUGGCGUCCGUGCCCGAUCGAGCCCCACGUCCCCUCUGGGCGCCCGCGGGCGUGCGGACUUUGUCAGGUCUCCUGUCCUGUCGGUGCUGCAGCUACCGGAGAGUAGUUUUCUUUACGAUUCUUUCACAAGAAAAGUUUUUCUUUCCAAACUGGUUUUCUUAGGAGAGACAGCAUUUCCUCUUUUCCUCAGAGAUUCUGACAGACAGCGCGGGGGGCAGCCCUGCCUCUGGGCAGCAGGGGAUGGCGGCUGCCUCCCGCCCGGGGAUCCCGUCCAGCAAGGGGAGAUGUGGGGGGACUGGCCCCGGUGUCCGUGCCCCCAGCCCCCCGACCCCGUCAUCUCUGUCCGAAGCUCCCCAGAGAGGUGGUGCCCUCUUUCCAUUGCACUUUGACUCGCUUUGUAACCAUUUGUUGGGAAAUCACGCGGGCAGAGCUCCGGCGUGGCGCCGCCCCCUGGGCCCUGCCGCCAGGCCUACCUCGGGUGUGGGACAGUGGCCCCGGCGCGUGAGCUCCUGCCGGGCCGCCUCUGCCCUCCUCUGACCUCUUCGCCUGCUCACCCUGCUUGACGCCGGGAGCCCAAGGGCUGCCAGGUGUCCGGGACGGAAGGCAGGCGCCCGGCCCCCCACGCUCCCGAAGGACUCCGCGCCGCACCCCUGCUCUGCGCGUGCGAGCCCGGCGUGGACUUCGGGGAAGUUGGGUCAUCAAAUGCUGCAGCUCCUCGGAAAUGCUUUUCGAACCGCAGUCUCUUUAUAACUCAGCGGUUUCUGCUUCUCCUGGGAAUGGACGGUCUCCACGUCCCGGUGUCACCCGGACCCAGACGGUGGGGGUCCUUGCUGCCUCAAGUCGUUUUUUUAAACAAAGAACUUUAAGAUGCAUGAAAAAUCAUGCUGCAAUAUGAUCAUUCUAAAGCAAAUAUAUAUCUAUAUAUAUAUUUCGAGAUGAGACUAAGCAGUUUUUAAAUAAAUUACUUGAAUUUUCUGUGUA
Molecule: messenger RNA, 3675 nt
Organism: Suricata suricatta (meerkat)
Lineage: Eukaryota; Metazoa; Chordata; Mammalia; Carnivora; Herpestidae
Gene: SLC45A4
Product: solute carrier family 45 member 4
Exons: 7
Coding region: 1-2316 (771 amino acids)
Biological process (GO): transmembrane transport
Cellular component (GO): membrane
Molecular function (GO): sucrose:proton symporter activity
Source: RefSeq, a predicted model, not a curated record